Molecule: messenger RNA, 1257 nt
Organism: Fonsecaea nubica
Lineage: Eukaryota; Fungi; Ascomycota; Eurotiomycetes; Chaetothyriales; Herpotrichiellaceae
Exons: 1
Coding region: 1-1257 (418 amino acids)
Molecular function (GO): oxidoreductase activity
Source: RefSeq, a predicted model, not a curated record
AUGAGUUCUGUCACCGCCGCUCCUCCCACGGAGCUCCCUCCCACCGCCGCGGCGCUCCCCGCAACAAUGCGCGCCUGGCAAUUCACGUCGACGCACCACGGGCUGGAAAAGAACCUGCACCUCAACGACGCGGCGCCCUUGCCACCGCACGACGCCAAAACCCUCGGCAAGGACAAGGUGCUGGUCCAGGUGCUCGCCGCGGCGGUCAACCCCGUCGACUACAAGCUGGCCGAGAUGCCCGUGGUGGGACGGAUGAUGAUCAAGACGCCGAGUUCGCCGGGGCUGGAUUUCGCGGGGAGGGUCGUCGCCGUGGGUCCGCCGUCCUCGUUGCCGCCACCUCCGCGACCCUCGUCGUCGUUUCCGUCGUCGUCGGGUCACGCCGACGAUCUCAAGAUCGGCCAGUUGGUCUUUGGCCGUCUCGACCAGCCGACCCAGUUCGGCACCCUGGCUGAGUACACGCUCGCGCCGCGCAGCGGGCUCGCCCUCGUGCCGGAAGGUGUCGCCGUCCGCGACGCCGCGUGCGUCGGCACCGCGGGUCUCACGGCGUACAAGGCCAUUGUGCCCAAUGUCAAUGCCCAGCACCUCGCGAGUGGCAGCAGCUCCGGUGAUAAAAAACCCAGGGUCUUUGUCAACGGCGGCAGCGGCGGCACGGGCGUCUGGUCCAUCCAGAUCGCAAAGGCCCUCGGGUGUCACGUCGUCGCGACGUGUUCGGGCAGGAACGUUGAGUUGUGCAAGAGUCUCGGUGCCGACGAGGUGGUCGACUACACAAAGGGGGAUGUCGUGGGGGUUUUGCGCAAGAUGGCUACUUCUCCCAAAACUACAACCAACACGAAUACUACUACGACAACCGGAGGCGAUCACUCAGAGACUGAAAAAUUCGACCUCAUCGUCGACAACGUCGGCACCUCCGACGCCCUCUACUGGCAAGCCCACCACUUCACGACCCCCAAGGCCAAAUACGUCCAGGUCGGCGCCGGCAUGUCCCUCCACGCGACGCUCCAGACGGCCAUGAAGAUGCUGUGGCCGGGCUUCCUGGGCGGCGGCCGUCGUAAGUUCCACUUGAUGAUGGUGGCCAACGACGCGGCGACGCCGGCGCAGUUUGCCGAGCUGGGCGGGUGGUUGGCCCAGGGGAAGGUGAGGGCCGUGGUGGACGAGGUGGUGCGGUUCGAGGACGCGCCCAGGGCGUUUGAGAAGCUCAAGACGGGGCGGGCGAGGGGGAAGAUUGUCGUGGAUGUUGCUCAGUCAGUCACCGAGUGA